AUGGAUGAGGCGAUGAGAAUAUCAAAUGAGACGAUGACAUUAUUCACCACUAGCUUGGAUAGAAUGCUGUUAGAGCCCGUACAGGAGACUGGAAAGAAAUACCCUGCAACAACGUUAACGACAGAGGGGCAGCCAUCCAACCAGAGCGUAGAACUCACCGACAAGCAGCAGGAUCCGGACUUACAGAGGAGAGUGAAGGACAUAAUCAAAGAACGGUCGGACAAAUGCAACAUUGACGACAUUAUUAAGAGGGUCGAAGAAUGCAUGAUGACCAAAGAGCGAUAUCGACACCACAUUCCAAGCGGCAGCGGUAGAAGAAAACGUCUGGAAACGUACAUAUCGGAGUGCUGCCGGCUAGCCUGGAGAAUGAACGUACAGACUCCCGCCAUGGCCAUUAGCAUAGAAACGGACGUACCGUUUGAUCCAGCUCUACACGAGCGCGCUUACGACUGUCAGUCAUUCGGGGACGCCGCUGAGGUGAUAGAUUAUUACGUUUGGCCCACACUGUUUGACGCAGAAAACCAUUUCCCUGUUAGGAAGAAAGGGAGGGUCCACACCAAAAGGAAAUAA
This is a messenger RNA of Branchiostoma floridae (Florida lancelet), 570 nucleotides long. RefSeq lists its product as uncharacterized. Gene Ontology annotation, biological process: mitochondrial protein catabolic process; mitophagy by internal vacuole formation. Lineage: Eukaryota; Metazoa; Chordata; Leptocardii; Amphioxiformes; Branchiostomatidae. Gene Ontology annotation, cellular component: mitochondrial outer membrane. The coding region runs from base 1 to 570 and encodes 189 amino acids. The transcript has 4 exons. The record is from RefSeq and is a predicted model, not a curated record.